Messenger RNA from Diaporthe batatas, 438 nucleotides. RefSeq lists its product as uncharacterized. Lineage: Eukaryota; Fungi; Ascomycota; Sordariomycetes; Diaporthales; Diaporthaceae. Gene Ontology annotation, biological process: phosphorelay signal transduction system; cellular hyperosmotic response. The coding region runs from base 1 to 438 and encodes 145 amino acids. Gene Ontology annotation, molecular function: protein histidine kinase activity. The record is from RefSeq and is a predicted model, not a curated record. The transcript is spliced from 2 exons.
AUGUCGGACAGCCAGCCACAGGAGGCUCUGGAAGGACAGAGAAAAGACGGCACGCUCCAGCCUCAGCCAAGUUCCGAAGUCCAUCAGAAGCUAUUCCGCAAGAUCCUCGAUCGAUGGGGUCAUUAUUGCGACUUGGUCGCAAACGGUGAAGAAGCAGUCGUGGCUUACAAGAAAGGGCACCAGACUUACCAGUGCAUUUUGAUGCGUUCACACAUGACGGUAAUGGAUGGUAUGGAGGCCACAAAGCUUAUUCGUGCAUUUGAAGAGGAAAACGGCUUGGAAAAGGCGUGUAUUGUGGCUCUUACCAAUUGGCCACUGUUGCAAGAUAAGGACAGGUUGCAGAAGCUCGGGUUCACUGCGGCAAUACAAAUAAUAGCCUUCAGCCCGAAGGAGCUGAAUGGUCUUCUAGAAGAGCUGGGCCUUCUCCGCGAGGUUUGA